This is a messenger RNA of Manihot esculenta (cassava), 1909 nucleotides long. RefSeq names its product F-box/LRR-repeat protein At1g67190. The record is from RefSeq and is a predicted model, not a curated record. Gene Ontology annotation, molecular function: protein binding. The transcript is spliced from 2 exons. The coding region runs from base 481 to 1740 and encodes 419 amino acids. NCBI's taxonomy places the organism in Eukaryota, Viridiplantae, Streptophyta, Magnoliopsida, Malpighiales, Euphorbiaceae.
AAAGCAGAGGAUGGGUCGUCGAUGGGUUGGUCUCUAAUGGCAAAGCCUCCAAUAGAAUUCACUCAAACGCAUGCUCACAAUUUGAAAUGAUCCUCGAAACAUCAUACCCAUCUUUAUUUGUCUAAAUAGAUUCAUUUUUUCUAGUAAUCACCCUCUGUUAAGGUGGCUGAUCUCUUUGUUUCUUGGAAGAAAAAAGGUCUCCUUGAUUCGGUUCUUCUUCUAUCAAAACCUCCCAUUUUCUUUGAUUGAUGUCUGAAGUUUUUAGCCGGUGCCAACUGCUAGUUGUCUAUUUCUCUGUGUUGAGUAGCUCUAGUGUGCACUGAUUGUGAUCAAACGUUUUCUGUACCUGGGCAAGAAGCUGCAUUUGGUGGAUGAGUACAUUAGAAAUAAGUUCCUAGACAUUGAACAUCUUCGGCUUACUGAUGCAUUUUGUGGGAAACCAUAGUUCUGGGUUGAUACUAUCAGUUGGUUUUUUGGGCAAUGGAGAAUUUUCCUGUUGAAGUGAUUGGUAACAUAUUAUCUCAGUUGGCAGUUGCCCGUGAUGUGGUGAUAGCAUCUGCAACAUGUCGAAAGUGGCGAGAAGCUUACCGCAAACACCUUCACACACUUUCAUUCAAUUCCCAUGACUGGCCUGUUUAUCGUGAUUUGACUACUAGUCGACUUGAAAUAUUGAUAACAAAAACUAUUUUUCAAACCACUGCAUUGCAAGGCCUGUCAAUUUUGAUGGAUGAUGUUGAUGAGUUUUCUGCUUCAACUGUUAUUGCUUGGCUCAUGUAUACCAGAGGAACUUUGCGCCAGUUGGUCUAUAAUGUUAUGACUACUCCAAAUGUUAAUAUUCUUGAGGUUUGUGGGAGGCAGAAGCUUGAAAUAUUGGAAUUGUCCCAUAACUCCAUACCAGGGGUUGAACUCAGUUACCAAAGGUUCCCUCGUUUGAAAACUCUUUCUUUAAGCUAUGUCAGUAUCUCAGCACUUGAUCUGAGUCUUUUACUCGCUGCCUGCCUAAAGAUUGAGACAUUGGAACUUAUCAAUCCAGAUAUUGCAACAUCUGACGCACAGGUGACAAUUGAACUCAGUAGUCCUACAUUGAAGAGUGUUUAUGUUGAAUCAAUUAGUUUGGACAAGUUUAUAUUGGAGGCAGAUAGUAUUGAGCGUUUGCACUUGAAGGAUUGUUCCCUUGAGCUAUUUGAACUCAUUGGAAAGAAAACUUUGAAGUUUUUCAAGAUUGAUGAUGUUAGUCUUAUACAAUUUGAUACUGGUGAAACAGUUGAAAAUCUUGAGAUUGUAGAUGUUAGCAACUUCACAUUUAUCUGGCCAAAGUUCUAUCAGCUGAUCUCAAAAUCAUCCAAGUUGAAGAGGCUUCGUCUUUGGAAUGUGGUGUUUGAUGAUGAGGCCAUUAUUGUGGAUUUGGAAACUAUUGCUGUUUGUUUUCCACAACUUAGCCAUUUGUCACUAGGCUACGACUUGAGAGAUGGAGCGCUUCAUUAUGGUUUGCAAGGAUCUUCAAACUUGGUGAAUGUGUUUUUCUUGGAGCUUGGAUGGACCAUAAUUAAUGAUCUUUUCCCACAUUGGGUUGAGGGACUGCUAAAGCGUUGUCCGAACCUUAGGAAGUUGGUAAUUCAUGGAGUUGUUUCAGAGGCCAAAAGCCAAGAAGAAUGCCGGAUGUUGGCUACUCUUACUUCAACCAUAGUUCGACUUAUGAGGAAAUACAUGAAUGUAGAGGUGCAAUUUGAGUAUGAAUAGGAAUUCUGUGAUUACGUGGGUCAAUAGUCAAGUUUUGUAUUCAAUAUUAUUAGCAUAUAUUCAGGUAAAAGUUACAGCACUUAGAGAUUGAAUAUCCUUUUAAUACCCUGUAAAUGAUCGCUAAAGACUUGUUUUAUCAUUGAAAUAUUACUUGAGAAAAAGAAAACAU